Molecule: messenger RNA, 4879 nt
Organism: Portunus trituberculatus (swimming crab)
Lineage: Eukaryota; Metazoa; Arthropoda; Malacostraca; Decapoda; Portunidae
Product: serine proteinase stubble-like
Exons: 8
Coding region: 242-1951 (569 amino acids)
Biological process (GO): proteolysis
Molecular function (GO): serine-type endopeptidase activity
Source: RefSeq, a predicted model, not a curated record
CAUCAGCUGGUUCAGUCAGCGGCGGCGUGUCGAAGGGGAGUGAGUGUCGCCGCUCUGUGUCAGUGUCGAUCAGUAACCCGUAUCCCUCUGGUGCCCUUAUGGUGUCCCUCCGUGUCCCGCCCGCCCCUCGCGCCGCCCACCAUGUCCCUCGGGGUAGUAUGAGUCCCUGGCGUCCCUGGAACUAACCAAGUGCAAGGGUGAUGCAGGAUUCCAGGAUACUUACGGUCGUAAUACGUGAAGGAUGGUUGUGAGGUGUCCCGCGAUACGCCCUUACCGGUCCACGCAGCGAAUCAUGAGUCCCCAUGGCCCAGGGCGUGCAGUGUGGGCAAUCGUGGGCGUACUGGCAUGGUGGGCGGCGUGCGUGGUUGCCGACUUACCUCCGCACCUGUCAGCACUCGCACCUCAAGGCAGAGCGAUAGAAACACACUCUUAUUACUCGUACAACAAGUUCGCCCACAAGGAGUGUCGCGCUAACGGGCGGCAGGGCGUGUGUAUGUUCGUGUGGGAGUGUAUCAAGUCAGACGGGCAGCACGCGGGGAUGUGCAUGGAUGGCUUCAUGUUCGGCUCGUGCUGCAUUCACCACGACAAACACAACCACCUCAAGCCAGGACAGAUCGCCCCGGGGAUCCUCACCAAGAACGACUCCCUCCUGCUACCACACGAACCCGUCACCACCACCACCACCACCACCACCACUUCACCACUCCAAGGCGCUGAUUCUGUCUACACGUCGCCCUCCUUCAUUACUUCACGACCCAUCACAGUACGACCACCCACCACAGCCUGGACGAGGGUGCCGCCACGACCCACCACGACCUCCGCCAUGUCCACCAGGCCCCUACUCCGUCCCGUCACCCCGCCCUCCCCGCCCACACGACCCACCCGCCCACCCAAACCCACCAAACCAACACGACCCUCGACAGUCCCAUGGUGGGCGACAACGACCCCAAGAACAACCACUACCACCACCACCACCACCACGACUCGUCCACCAACCACCACCAACCGCUCCACCACCCGCACCAAGCCCACCACCACCACAACCACCACCACCACUACCACCACUACCACCACUACGACCACCCCCACCACGACCACCACUCAGCCCACGACCACUGUUAGUACGACGACUCACCGAGCUGGUCCCGUAGUGAGCAACGCGCACACCAAACACCAGUGCGGCGUGCCCUCCAUGAUACCCCAGCCCGAGGGACGCAUCGUCAACGGCACCAAUGCAAAGUUCGGGGAGUGGCCGUGGCAGGUGUCAGUGAGGCGUACGAGCUUCUUCGGGCUGUCCUCCACGCAUCGGUGUGGCGGGGCGCUGCUCAAUGAACUCUGGAUUGCCACCGCCGGCCAUUGCGUCGACGACCUGCUCACUUCGCAAAUCCGUAUCAGAGUGGGCGAGUAUGACUUCUCGUCAGUGUCUGAGCCGUAUCCGUACGUGGAGCGGGGCGUGCGUCGCAAGGCCGUGCACCCAAAAUACAACUUCUUCACCUACGAGCACGACUUGGCUCUCGUGCAGAUGGAGGAGCCUUUGAAGUUCCUCCCGCACAUCUCGCCCAUCUGUCUGCCGGGGAAUGACGACUUGCUCAUAGGAGAGACGGGCACUGUCACUGGCUGGGGGCGUCUGUCAGAGCACGGCCGCCUUCCCUCCGUCCUGCAGAAGGGCUCGGUUCCCAUCGUGAGCAACAGCAAGUGCAAGGACAUGUUUCUGAAGGGCGGCCGCAGGGAACACAUACCUGAAAUAUUCCUCUGUGCGGGAUACGAGAAGGGCGGCGUGGACUCCUGCCAGGGUGACUCUGGUGGGCCGCUGCAGGUGAGAGGUGCGGAUGGGAGGUACUUCCUAGCGGGCAUCAUUUCGUGGGGCAUUGGGUGUGCUGAGGCCAACCUGCCAGGCGUGUGUACCAGGAUCUCAAUGUUUGUGCCUUGGAUACUUGAAAAUGUCACUUAGGACACUCAGCACCUUACACUGUGAUGUCGUGCCUGUGCUGCCUUCCCUUGGCCAAUCAGUCCACUUAGAACACACCCAUGCACAGCCACACCCAAGGGACAUCCAGUGACCUCCCAGUGUUACUUGUAGACCAGUUUACCCGGUGUGACUCCAGGAUAUUACUCUUUUUGUUCACUUGGAAAUCUGGCAAAACUAUAAGGAAACUACCCAGGGAAUGCAGUGAAAGGUUGUGAGAUGUUAAAAAUGUGUGGUGAUAGUGUGUAGUGUCUUGAAUGGUGAGUGAAAUGAUAUACUAGGUAGAGACUCUCAGGAAACCAAUGCACAUGUGACUUGUUGACUCUUACACAUGUGACUGGAGAACCUCAGUGUGAAGUGAUACCUAUGGAAACCUUGCAACACAUUAUCCCAGUGAGAAAAAAAAAAAGUUUGCUUCAUUUGAAAAAAGACAAAAAGCUGCUAUGGAAAAAAACACUAAAAUUACUAGGAAAACACUUAUUAUACCUCACCCUGACAACUGUGUGUGUGUGUGUGUGUGUGUGUGUGUGUGUGUGUGUGUGUGUGUGUGUGUGUGUGUGUGUACCUCAAUGAAGUACAUAUAUGUGUAUGAGUGUGUGUGUGUGUGUGCUGGCCAUUUUGUGAUAAUGCCUCUUUGUGUGUGUCAGAGACAGCUCCGGCAAGCACAACACACCAGAGCAACCACAGAGAACAUUUGAGGCUCUGUAGUGGUGAGUGAAGCUUGAGUGUUGCAGGAGGUGAAGCCUUGAGUGUUCCUUGAAGCCUGAACAUUGCAACACAAGGCUGAGAGAGGCGUUGCGAGUGCUGGUCACACUAACGUCGCAAUGGAUGACAAUAACUGGGUGAGCAUGGAUGGAUUAGCAAGGGAACUGGCAAUUAAGUGGGUCUUUUUAUAUUCUUUUGUUGCCCCUAGCCAGUUUCCCCUCUUACAUGAAGAAAAAGUGUUCCCUCCAGCAGCCAUCCAUGUAGUUUGUAAGAUGAUGUGCCAUGUAUCCAGGCGGGCUUUCAUCCGUACCACAGGAACCAGAGGCUGCAUCCACCCACUGCCUUCAGGAAACACACUGAAGCUCGUAUCCUCAAACCUUUGUGUGCUUCACCUCUGCUAUUUCAAAAGAUUUUUUUUGAAUUUACACAAAUUUUCAGGGUUUUUUUAAUGUUUUUAUAGUGAAAGUGACAAGAUUUCUACAUUAUUAACUUGAAAACACUCUUGCAAACCCUGCUAAUCAUCUCUGUGGCUCAUGAAAAUAGUUGUGGUGAGACAGCAAAGCGUUUCUGAAUACUGGCCCACCCCUCACACCCGCCACCCACGCCUUGAAGAGUCCAUAGCUGGUAUAUGUGACUCCAUUCCUACACCAGUGGCAUGAAGACUGGUGCUUCAUGCUGGUGCCUUCUUAACAUGUACUGUCUUGUCACCACUGCCUGUCUCCUGGUGAACGACUGACUUAUUAGUGUACAGUACCUUAAUUCAGAUCAUGUCCUUCCUCUUAUUACAGCUUGGUGUGUGUCCUGCCUCACCCACUGUGUUUCAUAUGGGUGUUGGCUGGGUGAAUUGGUACAGAUACUCAUCAUGCCUCACCCACUGUUUCAUGGGUGUUGGCUGGGUGAAUGGAUGAAUGGUACCAAUGCAGUAUGAGAUAAAAAGGUGGAAGUUUGUAAAUAAAAGUGUAUGCUUUGCAGUGCGUGAUGUGAAAUCAACUACUUGUGUGUUUCGCAGACUGCUUAGAGAGAGAGAGAGAGAGAGAGAGAGAGAGAGAGAGAGAGAGAGAGAGAGAGAGAGAGAGAGAGAGAGAGAGAGAGAUGGAAUGUUGGUUUGUUAAACUUUGUUCCUUGACACCCAGGCUCUGUGAACAUCUUUGAAGGGUUCCUUGGCAAAAAAUUAUGCACAUUUGAUGAAAGCUUACUUUAAUUUAUCAAUGACUGAAUAAAAUUAAGUAUGAAAGGGAUGAAAUAAUUUGCAUUUUAGGGGAGAGAGAGAGAGAGAGAGAGAGAGAGAGAGAGAGAGAGAGAGAGAGAGAGAGGGGAGGUUUCACAUUUUUGUGGGGGCUUCUACCAUUAUUGUGUGAGUGAUUCUGGGAAAUAGCAGGAAGUCUGAAAGGGUUCCACAAGUUUGAAAAGUUUGAGAGCCACGGACUGCAAUGGUCUUCAUGAAACACUUCACUUUAGAAAUCUUUGUACUUACUCAUAGACUUUGGCAUUGUUGUUCCUUUGAGGGUAGUGACAGGCAGACAGCAAGUGUGUGGUGCUGUGGUGCUGUGAUGCUGUGUUGCUCUCAAGGCUUAGAGGAAGGAGGCAGGCAGGUGACCACUCUGUCAGUCUGUGAAAUGUUAUUAGUUCUUUCUCAGUCAGGCUUUCUUCUCUGACCAUAUCUAAAAUGUUAUUAAUAUUCUCUCUCUCUCUCUUGUUCUGAUAUUAAAAACUUCACAACAAAAAGCACUGAUUAGUAAAUCAACUAUAUCACAUUCAAUGAUUUUUUUUUUUCAGUUUAUCAGAUUGCAUUAUUAUUAUUAUUAUUAUUAUUAUUGUUGUUGUUAUUAUCAUUAUUAUUAUUACUAUUAUUAUUAUUAUUAUUACAAUUAUUACUUGACACUUUCAUUCCUAAGAUUACAACUUUCUCUUAUUUCAUGUCUGUGUGAUUGCAUUAUUACUGUUAUUAUUUUGUUUCUAUGAGCUAAGAUUACUACACUCGUCAUGACCUUCCCCCACACACACACACUCUCGUCAUGACCUCCCCCCCCACACACACAUACACACACACCUUUGUCAUGACCACCACCUGAUAUUCCCACAUUUAAUCUGCUGUCUGUAACAGUAUAUUAUUAACUAUUUUGAGAGCUAUUUUUUUAUAGUAUGUCUGCACUUUGAUUUAUUGUUUUCCUUGUUACUUCAGUGUGUAAAUAUAUGUAUACCACUACA